Messenger RNA from Heterobilharzia americana, 1374 nucleotides. The record is from the annotation of a GenBank genome assembly. Lineage: Eukaryota; Metazoa; Platyhelminthes; Trematoda; Strigeidida; Schistosomatidae.
CUCUAACUCAAGGUCACUCACCAUUAGCUCGUCGCGAGGGUUUAACGUCAAUUCACCCCGAGAAUGAACUGGGUUUCUUAUUACGACAAACUUGAGGGAUGGGUUAGAGAGCAGUAUGAUGGUAUAGACAGUUCUCGAAGGCGUCUUGAAAAUUCUCUACUUGAGCAACAGAAAUACUUAAGCGCAAAUGCACUUGCCCUUAAAAAGUACAAACAUGAGAUGGGGUUAUUGCAGUCAUUGUACUCUCGUAACAACACUAACGUCAGCAGCAGUUCUCAGUCAGAUGGACAGCAAAGUGCACACUCUCGACGUUACAUAAUACCUCAUCCUUGCCGUCGAAUUGCAGCUGAGUGCAUAGAUAUCACAAUAAUGAUGGUACUAAAACUGGUCAUGUUGUAUUUUAUCAAGAACGAAUCGAGUAUUGUGGAGCUUGCUAAAGGUAUUGGUUCGGAUAUUCUAUCUGGUGUCCCAGAAUACCGAACUCUUCGACGUGCACAUGGAUGGGCAAAGUCGGAGUUCAGCGGUAAAGAAUUUCAAGUAUCAAGCGUUUGGAGGUUAUUUUUCUUCGCCCAUAUGGGUGCAAGGGAAGAAUUUUUGGAUUUCGAAAUGAUCAUCCUGGCUGACCAGAUAGGGCGAUUUUUAAGCGCCCUCUUAGAGGCAUUUUUAAUUCGACGCUCAAUUUUCGGAUCUGAUCCAGGAGGUGCAACUUUGGGAAAAUGGUUAAUGAACCUUAAGGUGGUUUCAUGUGAAGAGAUCAUAGCUUUUCCAGAUGUUGUAGAGGUAGUUCCAGGAGCGGAUGUGGGCAUUAUUAGAGCACUCGUACGUUCGUUGUUGAAGAGUACAAGCUUCCUUACUUUCUUUUCAUUUGUCUGUAUGAUGGUAUUUCAAUAUCAUCGAUGUACUUAUGAUAUUAUUGCUGGGACUUUGGUAGUUCAACCUAUCCCACCAUCUGAUCGAUCAGAUAGUCAGAAUGAACAAAGACAACAACAACAACCUCAGCAACAAUAAUAAAAGCAUCGAGAUUUACUGUCGGAUCUGUAUAGUUUUCAUAAUAAUUUACUCACCGUACGGUAUAUCAAUCAGUGAAAAAUCACCUAAACUGUACUAUAUACAGCACUUCACUGUAAAAAUAUGCAUCCUUAUUGGAUGUUCCUUGUGUAUCAUGUGAAAUUCCACUCGUUGAUGUUCCCCUUAAGAGCCUUCAUUUCUUUUCAUGUCAUAUUCCAAAUUUUAUGCUAUCCGAAGUUCAUUAGAACCAGGAGUUUUUUGAUUUUCAAAAAAGUCAUGUUACUUUGUUGUUUAUUUGAUUUUUAAUUACCACUAAUGUAUCUUCACUAAAACAGAAAAUAGCCAUCAGAGUUUACGCUAGAUGAA